This is a messenger RNA of Stylophora pistillata, 1515 nucleotides long. RefSeq lists its product as uncharacterized. NCBI's taxonomy places the organism in Eukaryota, Metazoa, Cnidaria, Anthozoa, Scleractinia, Pocilloporidae. The record is from RefSeq and is a predicted model, not a curated record.
UCACCAGCCAUUAUAGAACUAUUUGAACUGUCUGUCGGUACCUCACGAAAUAAUCCGUAAUUCAGUGUUUUACAGGAAAAGAACUUGUGACAUUAAAAUAACGCCAUGGCGGAUAACAACCAUGGUGAAGGCAACGCAACCGCAGAUACUAAAACUGGAGAGUCCAGUUCGGAAACAUCCGAAAAUGAUGUUAAAAAUAGCAGCAAGCAUGAAUCAUCUUGGAAGACGAAGAUGUAUCUACUGGAGCGAGCCUUGGAAGAACAACAAGCCACAUGUAAUUACUUAAGGGAGGAGAGGGACACGUUUGUCGCACACAACAGGCUAUUGAAACACGAGGUAAAAAAUCUACAAAGGGGAAUCUGCGUGGAUGAUCCAGAAAAUGUAAAGAGCAGAAAAUACGAGAAAGGACCAUUAACAAACGAUAUGUCCGUGAUUGGUUUCAUUCUUGCUUUACCGCGUAAGUUGGUACGAGGACUGGUGAACAGACUGGCUCUUUUUGCCUGGUGGACUGGAACUUGGACUAAUGAAGGGCUGAGCUUUCUUCAGAUUGAAAAUAAGUGGGUAGAACUGCAGCGGUCAAAAUACGAGAUCGAAGACGACAACUUCAGACUGCAGAAUCAAGUAUAUGCGUUACAAGAGCUGCUGGUUGAGAAAGAAGCCGAGAUUGUGAGACUGAUCGAGCGUAACAAAGACUUCAAAAACAGGCUGGAUACCAAUAGCGCGAUGGUUCACGACAAGACCCACCGAUACGAUCAAAUAUCCCAGCAUCUACAUGCUCUCGCUGAAUUUUCCGACAACUUGAGUGAGGAAAUCGAAAAAAUAAAACAGGCAAUGGAUCGCCGGCUGGAAAAAUUUGAGGGAGUUAAUAGAGAUAUAGGUCGACUGGCCGAAGGCCAGCGGUUGCUUGAAAUCGCUGAGAAAAAUCUUGAGAGGAGAGUUGACAAUUUAGCAGAUUCAUCGGCGCAUGAAUGCUGCUACUUUAACUCUGACACCUUGCAUACUCACAGGCUCGGAGAAGAUGCAACAAACACCGUCUCAGUACAAACGACUUUACCAGCUGCGCCAAGCGAAAAACCUAUGAUCCCAUCUGAUACAGAUAAAUUGAAAACGAAACCAUUGCCACAGAAAAAAUCCAAAGUUUGUGAAUUAUUUUGUUGUGGUUGUCGUAUUUUCGCCGUGUUUUUGCUUGCAUUUCUUAUAACAGGGGUUUUAUUUCAUUUUAUCUUAGUAACCAGUAGUUUAAGAUUGCCGUCCUCCCCGGUAGAGGGGUUUUAUGGAGUUGAUUUGUUUGCCUUGUGGAGCUGCUUUGUAAAUUGGUUAUUUCAUGCAGUUGUGACCGAGUGAGAAUCGGGCCAGAAACUGAUACAUAGUCAUGAUCAGCGGAAAACCCACCUCCGGGUUCUUUCAUUUGACGAGGAUUAAUUCAAAUUAGUAUUAUUUAAACGUUCUUUAUAUUAGUAUUAUUUAAACGUUCUUUAUACCUACUAAGAAAUAAAAUGAUUUGAGUUUGCUGAA